CUACUAACCAGCGUCCCCUUUAAUUUUGGCGCAUGCCUGGUGAGUGGGCUCCUUGACGUCGAGCACUGACUGCCUGCUGGGUCUUGUUCGCUGGCUGGCUAGCCUGGCUGCUCGUUGGUGCUAGUGAGUUUCAGUGGACGUGGAAACAUAGGUAGUGUGAAGAAAAAAAACAAACAAAAACACUAGAGCUAUUGAACUUUGUAACCCAUUUCAUCUGUACAAACGGGACUCUGAACCGUGCUGAAUGGAAAGUUAAUGUUUAAAACCAGUGUUCGUAUACGCUUCCAAGGUGGCGACAGAAAAGGUUACAGGAAAGCUGAGUUCUACUCUCUCAUGGGUGAAGAACACAGUGUCACAUACUGUCAGUCAAAUGGCUAGUCAGGUGGCGAGCCCAUCUGCCUCCUUACACACUACCUCCUCCUCCUCCACAACACUCUCCACACCUGCGCUGUCGCCCUCCUCGCCCACCCAGCUCAACCCUGAUGAACUGGAGCUGCUGGCAAAGCUAGAGGAGCAGAACAGGCUUUUAGAAACCGACACCAAGUCCCUGCGAUCCGUUAAUGGAUCGCGGAGAAACAGCGGCUCUUCCCUCGUGUCCAGCUCUUCAGCCUCCAGUAAUCUCAGCCAUCUGGAAGAGGACACCUGGAUACUCUGGGGGAGGAUCGUCAACGAGUGGGAAGAAGUGCGCAAAAAGAAAGAUAAGCAACUCAAGGAACUUGUGAGAAAAGGGGUUCCCCAUCACUUCAGAGCGAUAGUCUGGCAGCUCUUGUGCAAUGCACAGAACAUGCCUAUCAAAGAGCAAUAUUCCGAACUGCUGAAGAUGACCUCACCGUGUGAAAAACUUAUCCGAAGGGACAUUGCACGAACAUAUCCAGAGCAUGAAUUCUUUAAAGAGAAAGACAGCCUUGGACAAGAGGUUUUAUUUAAUGUAAUGAAGGCUUAUUCUCUUGUUGACCGUGAGGUGGGCUACUGUCAAGGAAGUGCUUUUAUUGUUGGAUUGCUGCUUAUGCAGAUGCCAGAAGAGGAAGCGUUCUGCGUGUUUGUUAAGUUAAUGCAGGACUAUCGACUACGAGAACUCUUCAAACCCACGAUGGCUGAGCUGGGUCUCUGCAUGUACCAGUUUGAGUGGAUGAUACAGGAGCAGCUGCCAGAGCUUCAGGUGCACUUCCAGUCCCAGAGUUUUCAUACCUCCAUGUACGCCUCCUCCUGGUUUUUAACCAUCUUCCUCACCUCCUUUCCACUGCCAGUUGCUACAAGGAUUUUUGAUAUAUUUAUGUGCGAGGGUUUAGAGAUUGUGUUUCGAGUAGGAUUAGCUAUUCUUCAAAUGAAUCAAUCAGAAUUAAUGCAACUUGACAUGGAAGGAAUGCUACAGCACUUUCAGAAGGUCAUUCCACACCAGUUGGACAGUGGUCCAGAUAAGGUGAUCCAGACAGCAUAUCAAGUCAAAUACAAUGCAAAAAAGAUGAAGAAGUUAGAAAAGGAAUACACUACAAUAAAAAGUAAGGAGAUGGAAGAACAAGUAGAAAUCAAGAGGUUACGCACAGAAAACCGACUUCUAAAGCAGCGGAUCGAUACGUUGGAGAAAGAAAGUGCUUCCUUGGCAGAUAGAUUGAUCCAGGGACAAGUGACAAGGGCACAAGAGGCCGAGGAAAACUACCUCAUAAAACGGGAGCUGGGCACCAUCAAACAGCAGGGCGAUGAGGCCAGUGCUAAGCUGGAGCACGCUCAGCGUACCAUCAGGGAGCUUCAGGAGCAGCAGCAAGUGCAUAAAUGCCAUCCACGCUACACAGAAGUCUUCGUGCUGCAGCUGGAGCAGGAGCUGGUCCAGGCCCGACUGAAGGAAGCUGAAUCUCAGUGUGCGCUUAAGGAGAUGCAAGACAAGAUCCUCGACAUGGAAAAGAGGAACAAUUCCCUGCCCGAUGACAAUAACGUUGCCAGGCUCCAGGAUGAGCUAAUAGGUGUGAAACUGAGAGAAGCAGAGGCCCUGAUGGGAUUGAAAGAACUGCGUCAGCAAGUGCGAGAUUUGGAAGAACACUGGCAGCGGCAUCUAGCCAGAACUACAGGAAGGUGGAAGGACUCCCCUAGAAAGAACACAGUCAAUGAACUGCAGGAUGAGCUGAUGACGGUUCGGCUUCGGGAGGCUGAGACACUGGCUGAGCUGAAGGAGACCAAGCAAAGGAUGCUGGAGCUGGAAAUGCAGAAUCAGAUCAACAGCAACCACCUGCGGAGAGCUGAGAAGGAGAUGAGAAGCUUGCAGGAGAAGAUGCAGUACCUCACAGCUCAGAACAAGGGGCUGCUUACCCAGCACAAUGAAAUCAAGCGCAAGCAAGCUGAGAUCGACUGCAAGAACAAAGAAGAAGUAAUGGCUGUAAGGCUUAGAGAAGCAGACAGCAUGGCAGUGGUGGCUGAACUGCAGCAGCACAUUGCUGAGCUAGAGAUUCAGAAAGAAGAAGGGAAGUUUCAAGGGCAGCUUGAUAACUCCGGCUAUAAACAGUAUAUCAGGGAAUUGAAGGAUAAGAUAGACGAGCAGAAGGAGGAGAUCCAAUUCUUAAAAAAACAGAGGGGCUUGUCAGACCGACCCACUUCUGAAGGGAUACACAUAGUGAACCACUACAUUGGAGACGAAGAGUCCUUCCAUUUCUCAGAUGAAGACCCAAUGUCCAAUUCCAUGAGUGAGGAUCUGAUCUGCGGCGUUCCUCGUCCGUUUGUACACCACCAUAAAACCCCAAAGGUGCUGCUGCAUGCUAGAAUAGAGGACAGUGACAGUGACAAUGACAAUCCGGAUGAGGGUGGAGAUGGGCUCCUGUACCAGCCUGCCCGGACCAGCAGCCAAAACGAAAUCGGUCAAAAGAACAUGGAAUCCUAUUCCACUACCGUUUGAGCUGGGAGGAUUUUCAAUUCACCCACGGGAUUUAAACAUUUGGCCUGCCUUAACUCUUUCUUCUUAUAUCGGAUACAAAAAACCAGUCAGUCAUUCAAAGUAGAUGGAGGAAGGGAUUAUAAUAUAAUUCUACCUGUCUUUUUAUUGUCUUGCUUAUUGUUGCCAAAUGUGCAUAUCGUUGCCGUGCAGUAGACUGAAAAUGGGUUGAUGAACAAGAGAAAUGGGACACUAGCAGUAUUACGUAAUGUGCUUUUUCUCUUCAUCGUGCUCGUAACAUUAACAUGCCUGGUUUCAAGUGACUGGAAGAGAUACCGUACCAGGGAGACCACCUGAGAUAAAUGUUGUGCAAUAUUGUGUUUUAUGCUUGACGGAACAAAUUUGACAUGUUUUAUUUUUUAAACUGAUCUUUUCUCUUUCCAUUUCUUUGGAUAUAUUUUGUGAGUUGGUUGAUCAGGGCCUUGAGGUAUCUGAUGAGCAAGCUGCCAUUUGAAUCCUAAAAUAGUAAAAUAAUUUUAUUGAAUUGGAAUGAAAUGUAUUUUAAGGGACAACCCUGUGUGUGGUAUUAAUGUGAGCCAAAAUAGGUCACAGCACAGAAAUAUUUCUAUGACAACUUAGUCUGUUUUUUCAUUAUUAUUAUUAUUAUUAUUAUUAUUAUUGUCACAGUAAUAUGACAUUCUGUGUGAGAAAUGGAUGUACAAUAGGCUUUUUAAAAUGUUUGGUUUUUUAUGUGUGUUUUGAUGUGUUGAUAGCAAAUAUGGUCACUUAGUGUUUGUAACGUGUGUGUGUGUGUGUUCUCUCAUUCUUUCUUUAUCUGUACAUCUGUGCAUUGACUUGAAGAUAUGCCUUUUUAUUGAUAUAGCACAAGUGCUGCUGUUGCAGUUUUGCAUCACUUCUAUCAGUCUGCAACCUAAAAAGGGGAUACAGUAGUUUGUAAAUAAAUAUAUAUUCUAACUGAUAGUGUUGCAAGAUAUUACUGAAGUAACACUGAGGUGGAAAAACGGCAUCUGCUCUUGUAUGUUAAAACAUGCUUGCCAGUUAACACUAGCGAUUUAACACCAUGAAAUAUACAUUUACAAAAAUAACACUAUUCUAUUGAAUUCUUAACUUGAGAUUAUAUAUAUAUAUAUAUAUAUAUAUAUAUAUAUAUAUAUAUAUAUAUAUAUAUAUAUAUAUAUAUAUAUAAUUGAUAACAAUUUAAUUAACUUCUUACUGUCCAGCAUUAUUUUUCUCAUUUACAAAACUUAAUAUAAAGAUGGAAAUGCAAAUUAGAUAUAUAUAGCAUCAACUACUGUCUUGAAAAAAGGCCCAGGCUUUUAAAGCUAUGUAAUUAGUUUGGUCUUUUGUUAGUCUUGCCUCCCAUGGCAAUAUAUUCAGCCACCACAAAUCAAAGUAACAUGUUUGCACUAGCACUAUUUUGGUAAAAACAUUAAGACAUAAUUGUGCGUGUGUUGUGCCCAACAUGGCAAACAAAGUCUUUGCCUGAACUGGGAUUCAAAGCUUGGGUUAUUCUGACUACCCAUCAACAGAUUCAGCAAUACAGUAGAUGACAUCGCUCUGGUUGGCUGUUAGUGUAAUGGUUAUGGUUGCCAGGCAUUCUCUAAUCUUAUGCGCUUCAAUCUGUUUAAAAUGAUCAUGGCUCUUAAAGUAUAGUACUUUCCAGACUUUUACAAUGUUAGCAAAGGCUGUUUGAUAUGAGGGAAACUGAAAAGAAAACUUGAAAGUCUUGAAAUUAGUAGGUGGUUUUGAAAAAGGUUUCACAUUUGAAAGCAUACUUUCAAUGACCUUGGCUGUGCCAACCUUUUGGAAGAUUUGUUUAAAGUAUAUAUUACACACACACAUAUAUAUAUAUAUAUAUAUAUAUAUAUAUAUAUAUAUAUAGUUGAGGUAUACAAAUGAUUGUUGUAGUCAAUCAUUUGUAUACCUCAACUAUACAUGCAACUUUUAGAUUUAGUUAACCAAUUAAGUUAUGAUUGUACGAUAUUAAAAGUGUACUUUUUUUUCAAGUUUUACUUUUUGUUGUUCUUAAUCACCAUUUUGUCAGUCAUCGGUUACCACUGACUAUGUUACAAGAAUAAACUAAGUAAAUGAUCACAAAAACAUUUUUUGGUAGAAACUCAAAUACAACUAAACAAAAACCCCAAUUAAAAAGCAGUUUGAUUGCAAGUUUCAAAAUUAGUCAAAUUUAUUGUAAAAAAAAUCUCUUGAGUGGCCACCUGUUCGAAGGAGAGAAUAAUUACUAUUAAUAAGUAAUACAUACAUACAUACAUACAUACAUACAAACUAAAAUAAAUAUUGAAGGAAGCUGUCUAUUCUGAAAUCAGGUUAAAUCCUCAUUUAAGAAAAGAUUUUGUUCCGGGAGAAUGUGAUCAUCUGAAGAGUUUGCUCAAGUAUGCGCUUUGCUUUUCAAUGGUUGAUUGUACACUGGGCAGACUUUUCAGGGUCCUGAAAAUAGAAAUUAUUUUCACACAGGAACCAAGAAAAUAGCGCUCGCUGAGAUCAUACACAUUGAGAUAAGAUUAAUAUACAAGUAGCUUCAUCGCUAUUACUUUCUAUCAGUGCAAGCAUUGCUGGAAAUGGUGCACUACUGCAAGCCCACUUUUUUUAACACUAGUGUGUGGUCAAUAUAUGCGUACUCACCUCACUGUGUGAUUUUGAUAUAUCACUUGAUAUUAAAACAAGUAUUGACUAUAUAAAGUGAAGCAGGAAAUGGUCAUGGAACAGAUUAAACGCGUACUAUGACUCGCAGCCGAAGGAAUGAGAUCUCAAAAGAUGGCUGCUUAAUAUACUGUUUUACCCAGUAUUGUAGGUUAGGCAACUCUAUACGACAGUUUGUCUAGUUUUGAGUUUCUUGAAAAGGCUUGCAUGAAAGAGGAGAUAAACAAAAACCUGUCUAAAUAUACCGUUAGACUGCUGUUGUAACAAUUGUCAUCUUUGCCACUGCAUGGCCUUUCCUGAACGUCAUGUGUACACGACAUGGGUUUUAUAUACUAUACUUGUAUAUAGUUCUAUAUGCAGAAGCUCACGUUAUAACCGCGUGUUGACCUCAUAAGCACGCAUGGAGAGAUCAGAGACGCUGUCAGCUCUUAGAAGGAUCUCCGAUUUAUAUUGGAUUCCUGCGCAUCGCACAUAUUGUGAACACCACCUUUAGAAGCAGCUGGCUGAACUAUAUGAUUGCUGAAGAUUCAUGAAACCUGCACGUAAUUAUACAAACUAUGUAGCUCUUGUCGUUGUCCUUAAGGAAUUUGUUUCUGACAAAAUGAAUAAAGAAUAAUAUAAACUAUA
This is a messenger RNA of Acipenser ruthenus (sterlet), 6163 nucleotides long. RefSeq names its product ecotropic viral integration site 5 protein homolog. The coding region runs from base 371 to 2881 and encodes 836 amino acids. The transcript has 20 exons. NCBI's taxonomy places the organism in Eukaryota, Metazoa, Chordata, Actinopteri, Acipenseriformes, Acipenseridae. The record is from RefSeq and is a predicted model, not a curated record.